This is a messenger RNA of Lutzomyia longipalpis, 2312 nucleotides long. Its product is annotated as glucose dehydrogenase [FAD, quinone]-like. Gene Ontology annotation, molecular function: flavin adenine dinucleotide binding; ecdysone oxidase activity. The transcript has 3 exons. The record is from RefSeq and is a predicted model, not a curated record. NCBI's taxonomy places the organism in Eukaryota, Metazoa, Arthropoda, Insecta, Diptera, Psychodidae. The coding region runs from base 324 to 2189 and encodes 621 amino acids.
UGCUUGUUUUUACCAUCCUCUCUUUAACAUUACACGAGACAUCAUAGGCCGGAAUUUCAGUGGAUAGCUUAGAAUUCGAUGACCCUUUAAUUCUGUCGCAUUAUUUGAAUUUUAUGUCGCUCAAACCUAUAGACUGGUUUUAGUAAAGAAUAUUUUUGAAAUUCCUUAACUCUUGUUAUGAGAACACACCAGUUCUAUUUGUGAUUUCGAAACCAACACACCAAGUCUCUGCCUCAAUUUAUUAAGUGAAUAAUAUUGUACUAUUUCUCUUUAAAAAAAAUCUUUAUUUGUGAAGCAACAUUAUUUCUGUUUAGUACGUGAAAAUGAAUUGUUCUACACCCCCAUGUGGAAAUUUAAGCGCAGGAGCUGCAAAUCAGUAUUUAUCGCUCCUUUUCAACUAUCUAACCAUUGCCCAAUGCUCCCUUUCGCCACCUGAAAUGUGGCCAGCAGAUUAUGGAGAUAUUGCCAUUAAAAGAGGAUUCCCAGAGUAUGAUUUUAUAAUUGUUGGAGCUGGUUCAGCUGGUUGUGUUCUUGCUGAUCGUCUUAGUGAAAAUCCAAAGUGGAAAGUCUUGGUUGUGGAAGCAGGAGGUGAUCCACCGAUUGAAGCAACUAUACCAGGAUUGUACCCCAGCAUGAUGAGAACUAGUUACGACUGGGAAUAUUAUUGUGAACCAUCUGAAAAAUAUGGUCUUUUUUCCAGAAAUGGAAUUUAUUGGCCAAGAGGAAAAAUGUUGGGUGGAUCAGGCACACACAAUGGAAUGUUAUACAUUAGAGGAAAUGAGAAGAACUACAAUGACUGGGAAGCUUUGGGCAAUCCAACAUGGGAAUUCACAAAUGUUCUCCAAUACUUUAAGAAAUCAGAAGCAAACAAGGAUCCGGAAAUUGCGGACGAUUUUGGUGGAUAUUAUCAUUCAAAGGAUGGUUUGCUUUCUGUUGAACUCUACAGGGACAAUCAAUCAAUUAAUUAUGAUUUUAUUCAAGCCGCCAAUGAGUUGGGUUUUAACUUUGUUAGAGAUGUUAAUGCAAGAGAUCACAUUGGCUUUACAUUUUCUCAAGGAACUCUCAAAUCAGGGUUAAGAGAUAGUACGGCAACAGCUUUCCUAGUUCCGGCCAAAGAUCGCCCUAAUCUUCAUGUAGUCAAGUAUGCUCACGUUACAAAACUUGAGAUUGAUAGCAAUGGCGUUGUCACUGGAAUAAGACUGAAUUUACAUGGAAAAAAGGAUAUGAUCGUACAUGCUAAGAAGGAAGUGAUCCUAAGUGGAGGAACUAUUAACUCCCCUCAGAUUCUUAUGCUAUCUGGAAUUGGACCUGCCGCUCAUCUUCAAGAAAUGGGAAUUCCCGUUAUUCAAAAUCUUCAAGUUGGAAAGAAUCUGCAGGAUCAUCCUAUUAUACCUAUAUUGGUUAAACUCAAUAAUGUGGAUACACUUCCAGAAACUCCCGCUGAUGUAUUAAAAUACUUCUAUCAGUACUUGACGGAACAUUCUGGGAUUUUGGCAUCUGUAAGCACAACCCAGACAUUAGGAUUUGUCAAUGUUGAUGACCCAUUUUCGAAAUAUCCAAACGUUCAGUAUUACCACCUUUAUUUUAACAUGGGACAAGUAAAUGAAAUUCUCGCCACGGUGAAUAUGAUGGGGUACGCAGAUAAUAUACUUGAGAUUAUAACUUCCCUUAUACAACAAUCUCACGUACUGAUGCUUAUAGGGACAGUAAUAACUCCUCAAUCAAGAGGAGAAAUUUUACUAAGAAGUUCGGAAUCAGCAGAAAAACCCCGAAUUUUUCCCAACUAUUUGUCUGAAAAAUCUGAUUUGGAAAAUUUAAUAAAAUCAAUUAGAUUAGGCUUAAAAUUAUUAGACACUCCAACAUAUAGAAAACUCGGUGGAGAACUAUUUGUAAUUCCAAUUCCAGAGUGCGAUGCUUUAGAAUUCGACAGUGAUGACUACUGGGCAUGCUAUAUAAAAUAUAUGAUUUCAACGGUGUAUCAUCCAGUAGGGACGAACAAAAUGGGUCCUGACACGGAUCCUGAUGCUGUUGUUGACUACAGACUAAGAGUUAAAGGCACAAAAGGUCUCAGGGUUGUUGAUGCGAGCAUCAUGCCAGUGAUUACAAGUGGAAAUACAAAUGCUCCAACAAUUAUGAUUGCAGAAAAAGGUGCUGAUUUUAUUAAAGAGGAUUGGGUCUAUACUCUAUAAAUAAUUUCCUUUCAAAAUAAAAUUAAAUGAUGCUUAAGAAUGUAAGCAAUGUUAUGAUUUCAUUAAAAAACAUUAAGGUAAAUUAUUAAUAUGUGAAAUUAAACAGAAUUAUUAAAGAGCUAA